AUGAAAAAGCUUCUUAGUUUCGUUUCUUGCAUUAAUUUCAAAGUUCAUAAUGGUUUUAACACCCUUUUUUGGGAAUCCAUUUGGUUGGAUGAUUCCGCCUUAAAAGAGUGUUUUCCGGAUUUGUACCAAGCUUCACUUUUAAAGAAUGUGUUGGUGGCAGCUAUGGGUGGUUGGAUGGGGGGAGUGUGGCGUUGGAGUGAUUUUGGGUUAUCCGCGGCUUUAGUGGAUAUGGCGGAUCAUAGGGAGGAGUUCUUGGAAUUGAAGAAAAGGGUGGAGGCUUUUAGAGAUUGGAAGAGUGAAAAAGAUUUGGUGUUUUGGUCCGGAAAUGUGGAUAGGAAUUUUUCGGUAGCUUCUUGCUAUGCUUUUUAUGAUAGGCUCCGUAUUCCGUUUGGUCCUCCGGUUAUUCAUGCGGAGGUGUUUGACUUUUUGUGGAAAAUGGAAAUACCUUUCAAGAUAAAAGCUUUCGGGUGGAGAAUCUUCCAUGAAAGACUUCCGACGAAAGAUCUUUUGGCAAUAAGAGUCUCGUUUUCCUUUGUUUCGCUUUCUUUGCACACCAUGGCAGCUCAAGCACACAAAGAGCUCGAAGAAACACUUAUGAUCCAAACUUGUUCCCUCGUGAUUGACGACAAAGAGGAGGAAAUCUCUCCAAAACAGCAAGAAGAAAAAGAAGAGACCUACGACAAAGAUUCUCUUCCGCCACUGCCACUAGAUGAAGUGGAAGCAAUUAUCGAAUACGAGUUUAAAAAUAAGCACUUAUUGAAAGAGGCUUUUACGCACAAAACUUAUGGUGCUGAUAAUGGCUUAUCUUAUAAGCGGUUAGAAUAUGUAGGAGAUGUUGUUCUUAACUUGUUCAUAGUGAUAGAACAAUAUUUCUCUUAUCCAAAUUUGGGACCGGGAGUUUUGACUCCAAACAAAUCAAAGAAUGUUGACACGGAAAAACUUGCACGUGUGGCCAUUAAACAUGGCUUAGAGCGAUACUUGAGACACAAACAGCCCAAUCUUAAAGAUGAAAUUCAAAGAUUUAUAGAAAGAGUUGACGACUAUUACUUACAUUCAAAUGGGCAGCUCUACGCACCUAAAGCGCUAGCUGAUAUUGUUGAAUCAAUUAUUGGUGCCAUUUUUAUUGAUUCUAACUUAUCCCUUGAUAUUGUGUGGAAGGUUGCGAGAAAAUUACUUGAACCUAUAAUUGAGCCGGAAUCUGUUAAAAAGCAUCCUGUCUCACAACUAAUUGAAAUUUGUCAAGAGAAAAAAUUCAAAUUACAAUUUGUAGAUUUGUGGGAAGAAUCUACUAGUGUUGAAAUCUUUAUAAAUGAUAAAUUGGUUGGAAGAGGCAGUUAUGGCUCUAAGAAAGCCAUUGCACGUUAUAGAGCUGCAAAAAAUGCUUUGGAUAAUAUAGACAAUGUCUUGGAAGUAAGUACAUUUACAAUAAAAGAUGCUAUUGAAGGUUGA
This is a messenger RNA of Vicia villosa (hairy vetch), 1449 nucleotides long. RefSeq names its product ribonuclease 3-like protein 3. The record is from RefSeq and is a predicted model, not a curated record. Lineage: Eukaryota; Viridiplantae; Streptophyta; Magnoliopsida; Fabales; Fabaceae. Gene Ontology annotation, cellular component: nucleus; cytoplasm. The coding region runs from base 1 to 1449 and encodes 482 amino acids. The transcript has 4 exons. Gene Ontology annotation, biological process: siRNA processing. Gene Ontology annotation, molecular function: RNA binding; ribonuclease III activity.